AUGUUGAAAGCUCCGGACUUUGACCGCAAGAUGCUGCUGGUAGCCACGCAGAUUUCCCACCAGUCGGAGAUGAAACCUGUUCUUCUCGUCGUGCUUGAAAGUCUUCUCAAGACCCUGAACAUUGGUUCCAAUGGGGAGGUUGUUGUUGAAGCUAUGACACUCAUGCGGUGCAUUGUUAAACUAGUUCUCAAUCUUCUUCUUGAGCCCGCAGCAAACAAGCCUGUUCUGAUUGACACCGUGGUAAAACAAUUCCGCUCAGCCCGCAUCUUGACAGAAGCAGCAGUGUCGCAGAAGGUGGUCCCCCUCGUCUUCAAAGAUAUCUCAUGGCUAUGGCGGACUGCGUAUAAUUGCGCUGUACAAGGGUGCGCCGAAUGGGAAAAUGCAGGAGACGAGAUCUCCGAAUUAUUUGAUAUCGCCAGAGAGUUAUUGGAUUGUUGUUGUCAAGCCUCACCAGUCGAAGCCGAUGCUGGACUAUGUCUCCAUCUUGCCAGUGCCUCUUUCGCCGCGGUUUCUGGACGAGUUUUCUCCGCUCGUGAGGUCAUGGCGACCACGGGAGCCAUUGGUGAUGACCACAUGCGUGCUGUCCUCGCACAGAUAAAAAAAGCGAUGGCUAAGAUCACUGAUAUUUCUCGUCAAAACAAUGUUCAAGACACUCGGGAUAGCGAUCGAAUCCAACAUUUCUUAUAUGCGCUACGUGUUUUCCAAGCAGAGUUCUCGGCGCAUCUGAAAGAUUGGGAGCAGUUAUCACAGGUCAUAGAUGAUAUCGCAAAUUCGGGUCCAUUAGCCUUCGGGACGUACGAGGCUAUUGCUGAUAUCCUAGCGAGUACCCCCUUUUCAAAACCUUACAUUCGGUUCUCAACAGUGUUGUCAAAAUGUUUAGAGGCGAUUCUGCGCGCAAGCCUUCAUCAUAAUUCCCUCUCCGUGGAGAAAUUUUCCCGCUGGUUACGUGCAAUUUGCACGAUCAGCCUUUCUAAGGAUACCACAGCUGACAGACAAAAAGCAAUAGGUUAUUUCGAGCAUGCUGUUACCGUCCUGAAAGAUCAUCACGAGGGAGAAAGCGAGGCUUACCCCAUGGACGAAAGGCAGUGGCUCUUAGCCACAGCAUACAACACCGGCACAGAGUGUCUUCAGUCAGUUUGGAUAUUGGCAAAUACGACUGUGUUCAAAUUUAUCUUCUUUUCCAGCGCAUCGCUAUUUGAAGAAGCAAAGAGAUGGUUUGAAGUGUCGACCGUCAUUUGCCGCUUUGUGCCUGGGGGGAAACAGCGUUCGGAAAAGGUAUGUGCCUCGUGUUUGCAGCAGGCAAAGCCUCCCACAGAACAUUCGUCGAUGAUUUCGACAAUUCAAUCCCCAGAUUUCGGAGACCUACAGUCAUUUAUUAUCUCGAUAUGGGCACCAACUUUCGAGUUCUUCAAUACUCCCAGCUGGUUCUUCGGUUCGGUGACAAAGAAUGUUCCUUGCCGUUCUCUCCAGGCUGCGUCUGUCUGCUGGUCGUUUUCUGGUCAGUCCUCAAAGACUUAA
Psilocybe cubensis is the source of this 1518-nucleotide messenger RNA. RefSeq lists its product as uncharacterized. Gene Ontology annotation, biological process: regulation of synaptonemal complex assembly. NCBI's taxonomy places the organism in Eukaryota, Fungi, Basidiomycota, Agaricomycetes, Agaricales, Agrocybaceae. The transcript is spliced from 10 exons. Bases 1 to 1518 code for a protein of 505 amino acids. The record is from RefSeq and is a predicted model, not a curated record.